UCUUUUUUUCUUUUUAAGACAGAGUAUCACUCUGUUGCCAUGAGUAGAGUGCUAUGGCAUCAUAGCUCACAGCAACGUCAAACUCCUGGGUUCAAGUGAUCAUCUUGCUGCAACCUCCCAAGUAGCUGAGCCUGUAGAUGCCCACCACAACACCUUGCUGUUUUUAGAGACAGGGUCUCGCUCUUGCCCAGGCUGGUUUAGAACUUCUGAGCUCUAGCAGUCCCUGCCUCGACCUCUCAGAGUGCUAAGAUUACAGAUGGGAGCCCAGCCUCAGUUGCUUCAUUUAUAAAAUGGGUUGCAUGAUGGAAUUUGAACAUUACUUCAAGAGGUUUUAUAUUUUGGAUUAGUUAAUUGGGUUUGUCAUCUGACUAUUUCUUUGGACUCAUUUUUUGGUGUCCUUUUGAGGCAUUAAAUUCAAAGAGAUUAUACCAUGGACUACAAGGAAAGCUGCCCAAGUGUAAGCAUUCCCAGCUCUGAUGAACACAGAGAGAAAAAGAAGAGGUUCACUGUUUAUAAAGUUCUGGUCUCAGUGGGCAGGAGUGAAUGGUUUGUCUUCAGGAGAUAUGCAGAGUUUGAUAAACUUUAUAACACUUUAAAGAAGCAGUUUCCUGCUAUGGCCCUGAAGAUUCCUGCCAAGAGAAUAUUUGGUGAUAAUUUUGAUCCAGAUUUUAUUAAACAAAGAAGAGCAGGACUGAAUGAAUUUAUUCAGAACCUGGUUAGGCAUCCAGAGCUCUAUAACCAUCCAGAUGUCAGAGCAUUCCUUCAAAUGGACAGUCCAAAACACCAGUCAGAUCCAUCUGAAGAUGAGGAUGAAAGAAGUAUUCAGAAGCUACACACUACCUCACAGAACAUCAACCUGGGACCAUCUGGAAAUCCUCAUGCUAAACCAACUGACUUUGAUUUCUUAAAAGUUAUUGGAAAAGGCAGCUUUGGCAAGGUUCUUCUUGCAAAACGAAAACUGGAUGGAAAAUUUUAUGCUGUCAAAGUGUUACAGAAAAAAGUAGUUCUCAACAGAAAAGAGCAAAAACAUAUUAUGGCUGAACGUAAUGUGCUUUUGAAAAAUGUGAAACAUCCAUUUUUGGUUGGAUUACAUUAUUCUUUCCAAACAACUGAAAAGCUUUAUUUUGUUCUGGAUUUUGUUAAUGGAGGGGAGCUAUUUUUUCACUUACAACGAGAAAGGUCCUUUCCUGAACACAGAGCUAGGUUUUAUGCUGCUGAAAUUGCCAGUGCAUUGGGUUACUUACACUCCAUAAAAAUCGUGUACAGAGACUUGAAACCAGAAAAUAUUCUUCUGGAUUCAGUAGGACAUGUUGUCUUAACAGAUUUUGGGCUUUGUAAAGAAGGAAUUGCUAUUUCUGAUACCACCACAACAUUUUGUGGGACACCAGAGUACCUUGCCCCUGAAGUAAUCAGAAAACAACCUUACGAUAAUACUGUAGAUUGGUGGUGCCUUGGUGCUGUUCUGUAUGAAAUGCUGUAUGGAUUGCCUCCUUUCUAUUGCCGAGAUGUUGCUGAAAUGUAUGACAACAUCCUUCACAAACCCCUAAAUUUGAGGCCAGGGGUGAGCCUCACAGCCUGGUCCAUUCUGGAGGAACUCCUAGAAAAAGACAGGCAAAAUCGACUCGGUGCCAAAGAAGAUUUUCUUGAAAUUCAGAGUCAUCCUUUUUUUGAAUCACUCAGCUGGACUGACCUUGUACAAAAGAAGAUUCCACCACCGUUUAAUCCUAAUGUGGCUGGACCAGAUGAUAUCAGGAACUUUGACACAGCAUUUACAGAAGAAACUGUUCCGUAUUCUGUGUGUGUGUCUUCUGACUAUUCUGUAGUGAAUGCCAGUGUUUUGGAGGCUGAUGACGCAUUCCUUGGUUUCUCUUACGCACCUCCUUCAGAAGACUUAUUUUUGUGAAUGGUUUGCCAUUCAGAAACUAUAGAGCAAAUACAAGCCACGGAUGGGACUGAAACUCAUUUCUGUGAAUAUAUUCAAAUAUGUAUAACUAGUGCCUCAUUUUUACAUGUAAUAUUGAAAAUUAUGGAAAAUGUAUUUUCUGCUAUAUGCAAGAAAAUAGGGCAUUUCAAAGAGCUAUGUUUUGAUUAAAAUUUGUAUUGUUUAUUAAGCUUAUUUUUGAACAAAAAUUUUAAAAGCUAUUAUUCUUAACAUUAACCUGUUUUUAAAGAAAACAUUGUGCUAUUGACUGUUUUUUUCCCUCUAAGUUUACACUAACAUCUACCCGUGAUAGACUGUUUCUUAACAGUCGAUUUAAGUUAAUAUAUACUAACACUUUUGAACUCUUUACUAUGACUUUUGUUAUCAAAUCAGAACUAUGCAAUUAAUACGUGGUUGUUUAUCUCUUUCCAUGAUAAAUCACUGAAACAAUCCAUUCUUGGUAGGAUUAAAAUGUAAAGGCAUAAUUAAUGCAUUGGCUGCUAGUUAACACUUUGAAUAAUUGUUCAUUCAGAUCAUUUAAGAAGUAACAAAAGGAAAUCAUUGCGUUUGAAAUACCAAUUUAAACUUAUGGAUUGUUUUUCUUCUGGAGAAAAAGAAAAGACUUAAAGAUUAGGAAUUUUAAGUAUUCCAAAGAUGUGAUGGUUAAUAAAGUACUGCUGGCUUUUUUUAGGUGGUGCCACAAAUGAAUGUCUCUAAGUGAUAUAUUUAUAUUAUAGAUAAUGUUCUAUUUAUGUUCCUGUUGGUCUUUUGAAUGUUUAAUAUACUAUUAAGUAGUUCUGGAUCUUUGUAUUUGCUUUUGCAAAUAGCCAUUUAAAAACUCUCUUCCAAAUUGGUUAAGAAAAAAAAAUUGAGCUUUCUAAAGUAUUUGCCUAAUUGGAAUUAAAAAGUAAAACAACAAUUUCUGAGCCAAUGUUAAUGUAUAUAAUGUGACACAAGUUAAAAAUAGGCAGAUGCACAUUCAGUAUUUUUUGUAUCUUAGAAAAAGUACAGGAAACUGGCCAUAAAAUCAUAACAUACCCAACUAAGUUGUACACUUACAAGAAAUAAAAGAGAGUAACUAUAGAAAACUUUAAAAGAAUGCUUAAUGUGCAAUUCUGAUUCUUAGUUUAGAGGUUUUUGAAGCCAUGUAGGAAAUAUUCUUGUGAAAGAGGUCAAUGACCCAGUUUAGAUACUCUAAGAACAAACAUUUCUUCUAUGUUUUCUUGAGAAGGAAAUCACCAAUACCCUUUGUCUUAAAAAUGUUCGGCAGAAUGUGGGUGGUAUGCCUUUGUUAGGCUAAUGAUAUUUACAUUCAAUACAAAUACACUGAAUCUUCCUUUAGAGGUGAAGACUUUAACAUCUACACUGUAAAUAUUUGGUUUAUUUGGCACUACUGUAAGUUUUGCUUUUACACAAAGCUCUUUGCUUCUUAUAAAGCAAAAUAAAAAUUGUUGUUUCUUGUAUGAUUUUUUUCUGUGAAGUCAUUCCUUAACUAUACUGCCAAAAAUUAAAGUGCAAUAUUGUAUAUUUUAAGAACAAAUUUAAAAUAGAAUUUUACUGUUUCUCAGAUCAUAAAUACAAAUCUAUAUAGUAUAAUAAAAUUAGCAAAAAAAAUUAAUGAUCAUCUAACAUCUGUCAAAAUUGUUGAUGGCUACAGUGGCUUCCCAACCAUUGUUACAUCAGGAUACACACAGAAAAUCACAAAAUUGGGUUGUCACGCCUGGAGAGUAGUUGCCAAAUGAUGUAGACAUUGGUAGCAUAUGCUCUGCACAGUUUUAAUAUACCAAAAUAAUUUUUGAAUUUAAGAAAUUUAUAAAGAGAGUAAACACUGUACAGGUAUAAUUUCAGCAAUAGUAAAUUUUUUUUUCUUUUUCUUUUUUCUUUUUUUGAGACAGUCUUACUAUGUCACCCUCGGUAGAAUGCUGUGGCAUCACAACUCACAGCAACCUCCAACUCUUGGGCUUAAGCGAUUCUCUUGCCUCGGCCUCCCAAGUAGCUGGGACUACAGGCACCUGCCACAAUGCCUGACUGUUUUUUGUUGUAGUUGUUGUUGGCAGGCCCAGGAUGGGUUCCAACCUGCCAGGCCCAGUGUAUGAGCUACAGGAGCCAAGCCUUUAAUGUAAAUUCUUUUGCAGGAAUCGGUCUCAUAUUUUUUCUAAUAUAUUUUUCGUAAUUUAUUAGGGAGAAGAGAUUUCCACUUUAAUUUUAGUUAAAUCUUUGAGAAAAAAGUCUACAAUGAGUUGUCAAUAUUUAAAUAUUUGUGUUUUAAUGAUUGUAUUAUGGAAUCCAGAAAGCUUAUAUACAGUAAAAUCAACCCACUCAA
Molecule: messenger RNA, 4244 nt
Organism: Nycticebus coucang (slow loris)
Lineage: Eukaryota; Metazoa; Chordata; Mammalia; Primates; Lorisidae
Gene: SGK3
Product: serum/glucocorticoid regulated kinase family member 3
Exons: 17
Coding region: 431-1903 (490 amino acids)
Biological process (GO): protein phosphorylation
Molecular function (GO): protein serine/threonine kinase activity; phosphatidylinositol binding; ATP binding
Source: RefSeq, a predicted model, not a curated record